AUGUCGCGAACUCUCCACCUCUACCACACACCAGGGUCUUGUUCGCUAGCCACUCAUAUCGCACUCCAAGCCUCGGGUCUUCCCUUCUCCACCACAAAUCUCAACGCUGCUCGUGGUUUCCCCGCUUCCCAUCUUCAUCUAAACCCAAAAGGCCGCGUUCCAAUCCUCGAGGUAGAUGGCGAGCUCAUCACCGAGACACCGGCCAUCCUCUCCGUAAUCGCUGCGCUGGUUCCAGAGAAAGGAUUACUGGGGAAAGGUCUGAUUGCGCAAGCGAGAGCACAAGAGUGGAUAAUAUGGCUUUGCGGGACGUUGCAUGGGCAAGCAUUUGGAUGCGUGUUUAGGCCCGGUCGGUUUGUCGGAGACGAAGCAAUGUUUGAUGCUAUACGAGCAAAAGGCCGUGAACAUGUUCGAGAGUGUUUCGGAUAUAUCGAGAAGAAUCUAGAAGGCAAGACUUGGGCGAUUGGCGAUGGUUUUACUGUCGUGGACGCGUAUCUCCUUGUCUUCUACCGUUGGGGCAAUAUGCUGAAGAUGGGUAUGAGGGAGACAUAUCCGAGCUAUGCGAGGGUAGUCGAUGGCGUUGUCGCGCAGGAUGAUGUGAAACGAACAAUUGAGAGCGAGGCCAUUAGCGUACUGAAUGAGUAG
Alternaria arborescens is the source of this 642-nucleotide messenger RNA. RefSeq lists its product as hypothetical. The transcript has a single exon. The record is from RefSeq and is a predicted model, not a curated record. The coding region runs from base 1 to 642 and encodes 213 amino acids. NCBI's taxonomy places the organism in Eukaryota, Fungi, Ascomycota, Dothideomycetes, Pleosporales, Pleosporaceae.